UGCUGGGAUUAUAGGUGUGAGCCACUGUGCCCAGCCAACUCCUGCAGUUUUAAGUCCAGGUAACCUCAGGAGCAGGGUAGACCACCUGGGAGGUGGCUUAGAGGCUGCCCCCAUCCCACCUGAACAUGGUCUCAAGCCUCUUCUGUACUCCCAGAGCUGGAAGUCCUUUAAGCCAGGCCUGCUUCUUUAUCAGGUGGCUUUGCUACCAAGAGCCAGCCCUGGACUUGAGCACUGGGGACACUGCCAGAGUCUUCUCUUGGUCUUUUGUUGACCUGGUUCAUAGGGAGGCAGUGGCAGAGAAGAGACCCUUCCUGGCCAGCCAGGCUCCAGAAUGAAGGGAAGGAAAGAAGUCAGGCUGAGCCCCUGAAGCUGCUGUGUCACCAGAGCUGAGGCCUGCAGACUUUCAGGGGUUCCUCAGUGAUAUGAGUUGGGGGAGCAGGUGCUGCCUCACAACCAGCUCUGCCCCACCUGCCCCAGCCACAGUUUCCUCUCAUCUCCAUCCAAUGGAGUUGUCUAGCUUACAGGGCUUGGGAAUGGCUGAAGGCAUGGCCUCCGUUCCUCUCUGGUCUUUCAUCACCCUCUCCACCUUCACACACUGGGAUCUUCCCAGCCCCCCUUUCACCUGAGACCCCCGACCCACUGCCCACGAUUGGACCUGUGGUGAGUGCCCCUCUCAUCUGGAAUGACCAUGUUCCAGAAGUAGGGGCUAGAAGGGGAACCUGGCUGACCCCUGGUUCCUGUGAAAGAGGCCAGGAGCUGGUUUCUUUCUCUUACACUGCUCCUUCCCAUCAUGACAGCCAUGGGUGCCACUUAUCUCUGCCAGACUGGUCUCUCCACACCUGGGAAUGAGUCCUGUGCCUCCUGGGAGAAUCCUGUUGAUAAGUAUCUUGCAGGAGAACAUCCUAGAGACGUGCGAUACAACAUCCCCGUGUCCUCUGCCUCCCUCUCGGCCAUCAAGAGCCUGGGCCUCAAGAGCAUCUGCUGCAUCAGCCUGACCAACCUGGAUGGCUCUCCAGCUUCACACCAGGUGCUACAAUAUGUUGCCUGCCACCUGGGCCCGCACCUGCAGAGCUUGUCCCUGGGUGGGGGGAGCCCCACGGAGGCCUCCUUUGUAGACCUGAUCCUGGGCUGCCCGACCCUGCGUGUCCUUGACCUCAGUGGCUGCAAUAGCCUCUUCACCUCGGGCACACUGCUGGCUCAGCCUGAGACAGCACAUAGUGUCCGGCAGACCUUGAGUGGCCUCCAUGAGCUCAACCUGGCUGGCCUGCGGGACCUGGCUGACCUCAGCUUCAACCGGCUCAGCAGCUGUGCCCCCAGCCUGGAGCGCCUCUCCUUGGCCUACUGCCACCUCACCUUCGAGCCAGACCCAUCCCGAGGCUGCAUCAGCCCCCAGGACUUCUCUCCCUCUCAGUUCUCCUUCCACAACCUGCUGCGAUUUGUGCAGGAGCGGGCUGGCAGGCUGCAUGCCCUGGACUUGAGUGGCACUGGCUUGCCACCCAAGGCCCUUCGGGCCCUGGGCCAGGUAGCUGGGCUGCAACUGCAGGAGCUGAGCCUGCACAGCUGCCGGAACCUCUCCACGGAGGCCGUGGCCAGCCUCUGCCUCCAGCAACCAGGCCUUACCUCCCUGGACCUCAGCGGCUGCUCAGAACUGACUGAUGGGGCACUCUUGGCUGUGAGCCGGGGCCUGCGGCACCUGCGGCGCCUGAGCCUGGGGAAGCUGCAGCGGCUGACAGAUGUAGGAUGUACAGCUCUGGGUGACCUGCGGGAGCUGCAGAGCCUCGACAUGGCUGAGUGCUGCCUGGUGAGAGGGCAGGAACUGGCCCGGGCCCUGGGCUCUGUGCAUGGGGCUCCACCACAGCUGGCCUCCCUGAGCCUGGCCCACUGCUCUUCGCUGAAGGACACCUCAGUGCUCUCCAUGAUCCCAGCGCUGGGCCCAAGCCUCAGGGUGCUAGACUUGUCCUCCUGUGUGGCCCUCACCAACCGGACCCUGCAGGCCAUCUUCACAUACCUCACCCACCUCUCAGUCCUGCGCCUGGCUUGGUGCAAGGAGCUCUGUGACUGGGGGCUUCUGGGGCUGGGGGAGCCUGUGCACAGGACCCAGCCACACGCAGAGCUGGAGCAUCAGGCCUCAGGCACCAAGGACCCUGAUCCCGAGCCACAGGGCCCCUCCCUGCUCAUGCUUCAGGCCCUGCAGGAGUUGGACCUCACAGCCUGCAGCAAGCUGACUGAUGCCAGUUUAGCCAAGGUGCUCCAGUUCCCCCAAUUGAAGCAGUUGUCCCUGAGCCUGUUGCCAGCACUCACAGACGAGGGCUUGGUGGCUGUGGCCAGGGGCUGUCCCAGCCUGGAGCGCCUGGUACUGAGUCACUGCAUCCGCCUCAGUGACAAGGGCUGGGCCCAGGCAGCCAGCUUCUGGCCAAGGCUGCAGCACCUCAACCUGUCCAGCUGCAGUCAGCUCACAGAGCAGACACUGGAUGCCAUUGGACAGGCGUGCAGGCAGCUCCGGGUGUUGGAUGUGGCCAUGUGCCCUGGCAUCAACAUGGCCGCUGUCAGGCGCUUCCAGGCCCAGAUGCCCCAGGUGUCCUGUGUCCGGUCCCGCUUUGUGGGAGGGGCUGACCUGACCCUAACACUCUGAGGCCAGGUCAGUAACUAGCCCUGCAGCUCAGCCUCCUUGACUCCCCAAGUCCCCAGUCCCGGCCUUGAGCCAGGUUGCCUCCAUUGAGGACUGGGGGUGGGGCCAAUCCAGGGCAGCCCAGGGAACUUCCUGCUGCACAGCCUGGCAGCAGCCUCUUUCCAGCCACACAGUCACUGCCACAGGCUCCUGCUCUCUGGCCAGGCCCCCAGCGGGCGGAGUCUGGUGCUGGGAGGAGCACACCCUGUGUCUCUUGCCUGCCCUCUUCUCAGACCUAAGGCCUGGCUCCACCUAUUCCUGUGGGACUCUUACCCGCCCCACCCCAGUGUACACUGAGCUUCAGCAGCUGAGCUCAGGUCUGUGGUGUAAACCCUAAGAUUAAACAUUCCAGAUAGUACCUUCUUGUCUUAGGUUCUCAGACUAAAGGGCCCCUCUCCUCCCCACUUCAGCUGAGGUGGCCCUGGAGCAGGCAAGAACAUCCCAGGCAUGCUCCUUCCUCAGGCUUGGCCCACAGCCCCACAGGGGCUCC
Messenger RNA from Saimiri boliviensis boliviensis (Bolivian squirrel monkey), 3158 nucleotides. Lineage: Eukaryota; Metazoa; Chordata; Mammalia; Primates; Cebidae. The record is from RefSeq and is a predicted model, not a curated record.